AUGCAAUAUCAAGUUAACGCCACCGGCCUCGACCAUGUCGAGCUCUCUUGGCUCAACGACAAUGACUCGUUCUACAUGCACGACAGUGGCGUCCUGACGGCAAGUCGAGAGUCGCGCCAUACCAUGAUGAGGUAUCUCCGACGAGUUCGCGCGAACCCAAGAUACGCACCCGGGAGCCUCCUCUUCUUCACUUUCCGAGAGCCGUCGUUGUUUGGCGAGACCUCUCCUCUUCGCCAGUCUUUUGUCGAAUUCGACGCCAACGACUUCAUAGUUCUCCGGUCACAACACCGCCUUCCGUAUGGGACCUGGGUUAACGCCGUCCAGUACCUGGUGAGUGCAAGGCCUUACAUCGGCCAGGGGUCAACCAUUGGCAUUGCCAUGGAUCCUGACAACUACCCUACCUUUUACGACCACUUCAUCGGCGUCCCUGUUCCGGAUCUUGCCGUCCCUGUUCCGGAGCUUACCCAUCUCUUGUACGAAAUCAUUGACGAGUGUCGCGAACCCUUCGACGCGAUUGACGCCUCGCUCACGAUUGCGCUGAUUGACAGCCGCCUCGAGAUCGACCUUGAUGUCGCGCCCCCGUGGAGUUUCAGCGACCCAGACAUGCUGUACGUCUUCGAUGCCUACGCGGAUAUAAUGCGCCACUUGGUGGGACUCAUCCAGGUGGACGAGACGGAUCAGUGCAGAGUGAUGCUCAUGGGCACCAUACGAGAUACUACACUGUAA
Molecule: messenger RNA, 726 nt
Organism: Verticillium dahliae VdLs.17
Lineage: Eukaryota; Fungi; Ascomycota; Sordariomycetes; Glomerellales; Plectosphaerellaceae
Exons: 2
Coding region: 1-726 (241 amino acids)
Source: RefSeq, a predicted model, not a curated record